Puccinia graminis f. sp. tritici CRL 75-36-700-3 is the source of this 1999-nucleotide messenger RNA. RefSeq lists its product as uncharacterized. Bases 75 to 1799 code for a protein of 574 amino acids. NCBI's taxonomy places the organism in Eukaryota, Fungi, Basidiomycota, Pucciniomycetes, Pucciniales, Pucciniaceae. The record is from RefSeq and is a predicted model, not a curated record. The transcript is spliced from 14 exons.
GAGAACACCAACAUACAUACACACUUCAACCGAGAGUGCAGCUCAACAAAGCUGAGUGGCCAUCGACCGAGCAAAUGACCACCACCCACCGACUAACCACGAGGCUCCGUUCCGAAGUCGCACGAGCCUUGACCGGCCGGUCUGCUCGUCCACUGGAAGCGCGAGGCCCGCGAGUGAGCAGCCGUCCCGUCCGGCCGGCCGGCCGAUCCGACUGUCAAGCUUACUCCAACUCGAGCUCCUCGUCCGCCAGCCAACAGGCCUCGUCUUCUUCUUCUUCCGGCACCUCCUCAGCCUGGUCCGAUGGCGUCGCUGCUCAGGCUAUCUUCGGCUCCUUGGGUGGCGUCUUGAUCCUCGGAUUCGGUGGAUAUCUGUAUCACACUUGGUAUAAAUACUCGGUCUUGGAGAAGAUGGCCGUCGCUUUUGAGCCUGGUUACGAUCCUGUGUUAGUCUUGAACAAGGCAUCUGAGCGGGUGCCCAACAGACCUGAGCUAUCUCGGCCGAGUUACAAGUCGAGUCUCGGUGCGGGUUCGCAGGACGAGGCCGAGGCCGAGGAAGAAGCUGAGGACGAGGAGAGGGCCGAGCAGAUCACUUGGAUCGCUCGCCGUGAGCAGGAGCUGAUCGACCAGAUCAUUCAUGGUCAACUUGCUGGACAGUAUUGGCUCAUCACCGGCCCUAAAGGCACUGGUAAAUUCUCGCUGAUCGCUGAUGCUAUGACUAGGAACCAAGCGGAUGGCAUCGCGGUUUGUGAAUGUAGUGACAACUUGGAGAUCUUUAGACUCCGAUUAGGAAAAUGUCUGAAUUUCGAAUACGCUGAAGAUUACAUUGGCGGCUUGUUUUCGAGAAGGGAUCCUAGGGAAGGUGGUCCAUUGGUCGACAUCGAGCGCGCUUUAAAUAAAUUAGAAAAGGUUGCUGUUGCUUAUCACACGAAAAACUUGCGACCUUUGGUCUUAGUAUUCAACAACAUACACCAUCUGAGACAGGACGAGGGCUCAUACAGUCUCCUCCUACAACUGCAACAACGAGCCGAGUCAUGGUCCCAGGCGGGGAUAGUGACGUUCGUGUUUUGUUCGGACGACCAUUGGCCGUACGCGUUGUUGAAGAAGAACGCAUCGAGGAUGUCGGUCUUGACCGUCAAGGAUCUCACCAAACAGGAGGCCAUCCGAGCCAUGCGCUCCGAGCGCAUCAAACUCUGGGGCGAAGCCCGGGCUGCUGAUGAUCCCGAAAUCGAAUCGAUCUGGAACUUGGUCGGCGGUAGGAUCGCGCAUCUGAGUGCUUGCAUGAAACAUAAGGAUAUGAUCCAUGCUGCUAAACUUAUCAUCGAGAGGGAAAAACAAUGGCUUUUAUCUCGAAUUGGGUUGAUUGUCGACUGUGACGAUGAUGUCAUGGAUGAACAGAAAUGGGCAUCCGCAUCCUUCCUGCUAAUGCAAGCCUUGGUGAAAAAUGCCGAUGAAACCGCGGCUUCCCAGCCGGACUCUGUCAACCAUUCCCAUUAUCCCAAAGGGAUCCCAUACUCGGUGGCUCGACAGGUGAUGACUCGGACGGACUUCCUCUCACAGUUAGAUCACGAGAAUAUGAUUUCUAUCGACACUGACUAUCAUAUCAAGCCCAACUCGAUCGUCCUGUUAAAUGUGAUCAGGGAACUGUGUAACGAGCCAGAUUUCCAGGGACGAUUGGAUAGCGUUCUGGAACGGAUCGGCGACAUCGAAAGUCUGGGUCGGACGAGGGAGCUGCUUUGGAAAUCGGGUAAGGAUGGCCAUGGGGUGAUGAAUAUCAAGAUUGAGGAUCAUCGACUGGUGUAAUCUAUGGCCUCUUAGGACUUACUCCCCUCCCUCAAACAUCUGUUUUCAGUCCGAAAGCAUCUCUCUUUCCUUGAUGAAAACAUGGUCAAAAGACUCUUUGUAUUCCAUCUUGGAAGGUAACCAAAACAAACAAAAUAUUGAAGAUGGUAUCUGGUACUCUUCUAAUGAUCAUUCGAUAAUUCUUAUGAGAGUUUUAUAUA